Argiope bruennichi is the source of this 4785-nucleotide messenger RNA. Its product is annotated as cytochrome P450 307a1-like. The record is from RefSeq and is a predicted model, not a curated record. Gene Ontology annotation, molecular function: heme binding; monooxygenase activity; iron ion binding. The transcript has 6 exons. Lineage: Eukaryota; Metazoa; Arthropoda; Arachnida; Araneae; Araneidae. Bases 134 to 1651 code for a protein of 505 amino acids.
GAAGCCAGCAGGUUGGAGAAGGUGAGCUUCAGAAGCCUUUAGGGGAGCACAGCUUGAGGUGGAAAAAACUCUGAUAUCCAGCGUGUUUCUAUACUCUUAGGAUAAAGCCUAGAUUGUCUGCGAUUCGAAAAAGAUGAGCUUUAUCUCUGUGUCUCCCCUGACUUUGAUUUUGGGCGGCGUAUUGGUCGCAUUUGCAUGCGUCUUAAUGUUCGUCCAUCUCCGAUCAAGAAAGAAGCAAACCUUGAAGACGCUACCCGGCCCCAUAGGGUUACCAGUCAUGGGUUCUUCUCAUAUUGUCGGACGCUAUAAAAAUCAUUGGGAUGCCUUCUCGGCUUUGCGAAAGCAAUAUGGCGAUAUUUAUGGCGUGACACUAGGAAGUCGACGAUGCGUUGUCGUCAGCAACAUAUCUUUGAUCAAAGAAGUCCUAUACGUCAAAAGCAAUGAUUUCGCCAACCGCCCAGAUUUUCUGAGGUUUCAUGCUAUUUUUCGGGGAGACAGGAAUCUAUCUAUUGCACUUUGUGAUUGGUCAGACAAACAAAAAGUACGCAGAGACAUGGCCUAUCCAUUCAUGCAUCCAAAAAUAGCUUUGUCUGAUGGUAAACGAAUGAAUGACAUCAUCAUGUUUGAAUUACAAGAAUUAGUUACCAGAUUGUCCAAAGUUCAGAACCACUCAGUAGAAUCACGACUCUUCCUGAAUAUCACCACAGCCAACAUUUUCUACCAAUACAUUUGCAGCAAACGAUUCUCCGAAACCGACUCCACUUUCCUGAAGACCGUCCAAAUUUAUGAUGCAGUUUUCCGCGAGCUUUUCCAAGGGUAUGCCAUCGAUUUUAUGCCUUGGAUGAAACUUUUCACUGAGCGCAAAUUGCGGGUACUGAAAGAACAAGCCAAGGAAGUCUCCAAGGUCACAGAAGCUGUUCUUAGAGAACAUACCAGCAAUCCCGAUUCACCAGAUCUGAUCGAUAUUUACACAAAUUACUUGAAGGAGAAUGAAGCUGAAGGAAAGUCCCCCUUAACAAAAGAAGACGUAGAAGUUAUCAUCGAAGAUCUGAUUGGAGGCCAUUCCGUUCUGGGCAAUCUGUGGCUGUGGGGACUUUAUCUUCUGGCAGCCAAUCCUGAAGUAUGCAAGAACAUCCGAGAGGAAGUUGCCAGGGUAACUUGCGGAAUGAGAGCUCCCACAAUGGAAGAUCGAAAACAAAUGCCUUAUACCGAAGCAACAACCUUUGAACUUUUGAGAGUUGUCUCAUCCCCUAUCAUACCACAUGUUGCAACAACUGAUACUUCAAUCAGCGGUUACGAAGUUCAAAAAGAUACAAUGGUUAUGUUUAAUACCAACGACAUCAACAUGGACCCUCAACUUUGGCAUGAACCACGAAAAUUCAAUCCAAUGAGGUUCGUAAACAGCCAAGGGAACGUGUUCAAACCCGACCACUUCAUCCCAUUCGGAAUGGGCAAGAGGACUUGCCUCGGGGACGGGCUUGUCAAAGCAACUUUGUUCCUCGGCCUGUCCACUCUGCUCCAGAACUUCGAGAUCUCUCUACCGCAGGGUUUCGCAGAACCAGACAUGUACGGCAUUCCGGGGAUUGUCGUACCAAGAGAAGAAAUCCGUCUGGUCUUCAGGCGGUUGGACAUUGCCAUCAACAUGGCCUGAGUGAAGAGCUCUUUUCUUCCUCAGGCUGAUGGUUCUUCAUCCCACCAAUAUUUGAUGCAUAAAAUCGUCUCCGUUGGGCCGGACUUUGAAAUAGGUCAACUUAUUAAAUUAUUGAAGCUGCACUGCUUAAAAUGUGUGCAGCCUUAUCCUUUUCUUAACAUUUUUUUAAUGGUGGUCUAUAUAUAAAAAAUAUCAUAUUGGAAAUAACGUGUGGAUAUGAAUAUCACUUUCAAAUUUAGGUUAGAAUAUUAAUAUUUGUAAUUUGUACAAAUCUAAAUUAACUGCAAGUAUUAUCACAAGUACUUAUAGAUUAAUUUAGGGAUAGUUUCAAUCGUAUUUUAAAUUUCCAACAACCAUAAAAAUGUCUUUCGAAAAAAAUUUCUUUAAAAAAUUCCUAAUUAAUCAUAAUGCAGCGUCGAUGAUUCGUAAAAUAUCUACUCAAAUGUUCUUGACAAGCUCAUAGAUGAUUGUAAAACUAAUUCAGAAAUUUCUAGAAAGGACUGCAGUUUAUUAUAAUAUUUAUAUCUAAAUCUUUCAGUAAAAAAUGAGAAAUAGUAAACCUAAUUUCCUUUAUAAAUUAUUUUCUUUUUUUUAGAUGUUAUUAAUUUUUUAAAAUGUAACACAGAUAUUUUAUAAUUAUUGCUUUAAAAUAAUAAGCUUAUUGCAAAACCAAAUAUAUAUAUAUUCAUGUAAAUAAAAACUGUAAAAUAAAAUUAAUAUUUUUAUCUUGAAUUUAUUGCGAUUUAAAUAUUAUAUCAGCUAUAAAAUUUAAAAUCUUGAUAAGUCAAUAAAAACGAAUUAUCGGCGCUGUAUUAUGCUUCUUUUUUUCUUUUCGUUUUUAAUAUCUAAUUACUGAAGUUCAUUAAUCUUUCGAACUUAUAGUACUAAACUUUUAAUAAUAUAGAACACCAAUGAAUUUUAAUAACGUGCAUAUAGUUACGUUCUUCUUAAGUUUUUUUUUCUUUACUUUCAUUCAUUGUUCCGGCUCUUGAAUUUGUUUAGUUAUAAUAAAUUCCAUUUUAUGUAUCGAAUUUCGACAGUUGCUGGCAACAGUCUCUUCCACCGAAGUUAGUCAAAAAACUGGAAUUUUCCAAUCUCAGACCCUAAGUCAUGAUUUACUCGUCUUAAUUUUUACAAAAGAUUGUUGACAAUCUCAACAGAACGGACUGAACAGUAAUUGAUUUGUACUGGUAAGGUAUCCCUGAAGGUAUUGACUGCAGAAUGAUGAUAAAGUGAUGCAAAAUUUGAAAAAGAUAAAUGAUCCAGCAAAUUUUGCAUAUAAAAUAUUUUGCUAGUUGCUGCUUAAAUUGAUUCAAUUUAAGAAACUGAAUUUAUAUAGUUGAGUAUUCAUUUUUUUAAAGAAAAAUGUUAGAGAUCCUGAUAGCUUUCCUCUUGUAAUUCUCACAAACUUAAAAAAAUAAUAUACUAAUGCGUAGAGGAUAUUUUAGGCAAGAAAUCAAAAGUUGUUUUGAAAAAAAAUGUUAAAAAUGUGAUUCAUUAUUUAAAAAUAUUUAAUUAUUAAAUUAUAACUGUAUAGUUUAUCCUAAAUUGGUAGGAAAUUGUCGCCAAUUUCUUCAAUUAACGUGUACGCAUGUGCAAAGCAACGUAAAUAGGCAAAUAAAUCAUAUAUCAGUUUUUUUCUCUUUAAAAUAAAACGAACUAUUUUCAGAAGCAAUGAGGCAGUUUUAAUUUUAUUUAGAAAUAAUUCAUUAGAUUAGCAAAAGUAGGAUUUGUGUUUUAACAUAAUCUCUACGCAUUAAUGCUUUUUUAUAUUUCUACAAUAAAUUUGAAAAUUUAUCAGAAUUCAUUAAAAUAUCGGAAGGUUUAACGGAUCUUUUCCUAUAUUAAACAAUUAUCACCAUAUUCCGAGGUGAUACUGUACGACUAUCAAAAAUUCGCGUGAUGAAAUUAUAAUUUAUACUAAUAUGUAUUUAAAUAGAGUUAACAACUUGUAUACUUCUUAACUGUGAGGAAAAAAAAGGCUUAAAAUGUUUGCUGUACAUUUUGUAAUGAAAUCAUUUUUAUUUUAAAAAUAGAAAAUAAAAGUGAUUUCGAUUGCACUAAUAUUGUUUUGUAUGUAUCGAUUCUAUAUUAAAUGUAUCUGAAUAUUGAUAUUUUACAUAUAUAUUGUUUCUAUGCAUUGCUAAUUUUUGCAUACAUACGGUAAAAUAUUUGAAUUAGUAUUAUUUUUAGUAGAAAGAACUGAAAUGUAUUCUAUUUUUUUAAUCAGCAUAGGUAGAAUGUAUGUAUCAUUUGACUAUUGAAAAGGAUUAUUUUUGUAUUUGUAUUUCAAAAUGUGCUAUUUUAUCAUUUGCAAACAUUUUUAUGAUUUUCUUUUUUGUAAAUAAUGUAUAAAAGAAUGUAUCAUUUAUAUGCUUAUUGUACUCACACGUUAUUGUAACGCCUGAAAUAUAUGCUCUAAAAGGCAAAGUUAGAAUAGAUUUUCAAGUUUUUCUCCGUACAGAACUUUUAAAAGAAAACGAAAGUUGGGUUUAGGAAUUAAGGGUAUAUGUGUAGUUUAUAUUUUAUCCAUAUAAUGCUUUUAUGAAUAUUUUAUAUAUUUCUUAAAGAAACAAUAUGGCUAUAUGCAGGCUUAAAAAUCACCAAAACUAUAAACGCAUUUUAGUUCGUGUCUUGUAUGUUCUGUAUCUUUAUGUCACUUUAUUUUUCUUUUUUUAAUUGAUAAAGAUUAAACAUUUAACAAAAAUGAACAACGCUUAACUUCUUUAAAUUUGUUAUCUGGCUAUAAAACUGUGUUGAUUAAAUUAUUUUAGAAAUGAAAUGCAUCGUGUCUACCAGUUCAUUCAAUACAAAAUAGAAAUAUUAAAUCAAUUAUUAAAAAUGCUAUUUAAUUAGGCAAAAUUAAAAAAAAAACUCAAUAAAUUUGCAGGUAAAAGUAUUCAAUCAUAUAUAAAAAUUGCUGGAAAUAUGAUUGUAUAGUUUUGGUGAUAUGAGUGUGUUGCAUAGACUGCUCUAGAUGAAAGAAACGAAAUGCAAAGGUAUGAAUAUAUUGAUCUCAAUAAAUGAGUCUAUUUAUGUAACGUUGCAUUUUUUUACUGAUAAUGCACGAUUUCAAAUCCUACUGUAUUUUGUACAAAUUAUCUGUGCAAUAAAUAAAAACUGUAACUCCGAAA